This is a messenger RNA of Schizosaccharomyces cryophilus OY26, 3433 nucleotides long. RefSeq names its product arrestin Aly1. Gene Ontology annotation, cellular component: cytosol; cytoplasm. Gene Ontology annotation, molecular function: ubiquitin protein ligase binding; protein-macromolecule adaptor activity. Gene Ontology annotation, biological process: ubiquitin-dependent endocytosis. The record is from RefSeq and is a predicted model, not a curated record. Bases 988 to 2994 code for a protein of 668 amino acids. The transcript has a single exon. Lineage: Eukaryota; Fungi; Ascomycota; Schizosaccharomycetes; Schizosaccharomycetales; Schizosaccharomycetaceae.
CUUACACCUUAGCGUAUUUCCUUACUAAAAGGUACGAUGUUACUUGGGCUACUACUUGGCAUCUACCAUUGAUUUUUCUCUUACAUAAAUCCACACAUUUCCAACGAACGGAUACGAGAGAAUAGCUCUUUUAAUUUGUUUUAAAUAGUAUUGUUGAUACUGUGUAAUUUCCUUGAAUUCUUUUUCUCUCGGUCACGUUGGAAAUUGGACACACUUUGCUAGUUUGCUAUACCUCGUGUAUUUAACCAUUUGUGCGCGUGCUUUUCGAAUAAUCGACGGCACUGUUGCUUGAUUUUCUUUUUAUCUUUGAAUAGAUAAAACUGGUUUCUUCUCGCACGCGCUCGUCCUUUGGGUUUAAAGUCAUUUAAAGUCAUCACAAAUUGUCGCUUCUAUACAAAUUUUUGAGGCUAAAUUUAUAUUCUGCCUCUCCUUUGUGUAGUGUGUGAUUCCUAAAAGGGUCGGUUGUUGGUUCUUAUUACUAAAUUUCAUUCAUCCAGAUUCCUUUGUUUUGGAUUCCACCUGAAACCUGUUUCGAUAGCAGCUGUUUUCUUUACCAUUAGGUUGUUUUUUCUUUGAAAAGGCUUCUCUUUGUUUAUUUAUAAGUCGGGAUCCUGUCUUGGUCUAAAAUCUGCAUACGGAUUCAGUGUCUUUUUUCUUCCCUUCUGGACUUAGAUAGACGUACUUUUCUUCGGUACUGCGAAAGAUUCGGAGAAGUAAAUUGCUGGCUGUUCACCGGCUCGGCUUUCUCGAUUCUAAAAAGAUAAGGAACAUCGUUAUUUAGUUUCCGAUUUGUUUGUUUACAUUCGGGUUGAGCGUGGCGGUCUAUCGGGAAUAGAAUAAUUUGCAAUUUUUGCGAAUUUUUUUUCUUCUUUCCCUUCUUCACAAACUUUUUCUAUUUUUUCCUCUUUUUUUAACGUUUCCAAUUUGCAUCCACACUCUUCUUCUUCAGGUGAUCUACCACCUAUCCCUCAACCAGCUGUAGUCCAUAUGAAGGGUGAACUGAAUAUUCCGGCGCUAAGUCGGUUUGGAAAAUCGAUUUCUGCUUCUUUGCAUCACCAAAACGACCCUUCGAAUGAAGAAAAUGAUACAAGCUCUCAGAAUCGUAGUACAUCGAACAGCGGUUUAGGUCGUAGAAACUCUAUUUUCAGUGUCAAUGCUUCUAAUGGUUUUGGCUCUCUUUCCGCCAAUCGUUCUAAUAAGCAAUCUUCUCCACGGCCUCCUCCUCCUCCUCUUGAGAGUCCUUUUACCGACUCCACUGCCGUCGUCCCAAAUAACAUCUCCUCGGCGGUUUCCACUCCCGUGAAUAAUAGAAUGCCCAUAAAGCCUCCCCUGACAUGGAGCCCUUCUUCUGCGAAUUUGUUUGGAACUUCUCGCAUCACUUCUAUCAUUGGAAAUAACGUCUCAGAUAUCGUUCCUCCCGUGAUCAAAAAAGCUCUUGCUUCUUCACAUGGUGGCGGUAUGUCGCUUUCCAUUGUCUUACUAGAACCCGUUUUGUACCUUUCUGGAUACGAUAUAAAUGAGUGUCAAAACGAAAACCCUGUUAUUUUGCGUGGUGCCUUGGUAUUACGCGUUGCUAAACCAGCAAAUAUCCGUGGCAUUUCCCUGUCAUUUACGGGUCGCUCCAGAACAGAAUGGCCUGAGGGGAUACCUGUCAAAGGUCAUGAAACCUAUGAAGAUAAAAUUAUCAUAUGCCAUCAUUGGAACUUUUACAAUCCAAAUAUAAAAGAUGCCGAUGCUCCUCAACAUGGAGCCGACGUUGCCCGUCUUGUUGGUGAGCAUGUUUCCCUUCCAUCUUCUUCCGCUGCUGGUCUCCGUGGUUAUAGCGUUUUUGCUCCAGGUGAGUAUACUUACAAUUUCGAUUUAGCUAUUCCAAACUGUUUUCCAGAAUCGGUAGAGGCAAAAUUGGGUUGGGUUCGCUAUUUUUUGGAAGCAACAGUCGAAAGAUUCGGUACCUUCAAGAGUAACUUGAAUGGUAGAACUCCAGUUCAAUUAGUCCGUACGCCAUCACCAGCUAGUUUAUCUUCCACUGAAUUAAUCAACAUUUCGAGGGACUGGGAUGAGCGGUUACAUUAUGAGCUACAAGUUUCCGGUAAAUCUUUUCGCCUUGGCGAAACUCUACCUAUCACUUUUAAGUUUUUGUUGCUCGAUAAAGUUCGACUGUACAAAUUGUCCUUGUCCGUUGUAGAAACUGCUGAGUACUGGUGUCGAAGCAGGAAGUUUCAUCGCGUUGAUCCAAAACGUCGCGUGCUUUUGAUAGAGCGUUCUGUCAAACAUCAUAAUACGGAUAAUUUAUUUUCUAUCCCAGAUGAAGGGGAUGGCAUUUCGAGUGCCAUUUUUAAUUUCAACGUUAAGCUUCCCACUUGUAUUGUAAAAGAGCGAGACAGAUUGACGUUUGAUACCACUUAUAAGUAUAUAAAGAUUCGGCAUAGGCUUAAAGCUCUUUUGGUUUUGUCGGUUGAAAAUGAGGGUAAUCCAGAAAAGAGGAAAUAUUUUGAAAUCAACAUAGAAACCCCUAUUCGCAUUUUGUCUUGUCGGUGUGUGAAAGAUUCCACUCUGUUGCCUCCUUAUGAAUUGACCCAUCGUGAUAGUCAAGUAUUGCUACCAUGUCCUUGUCGUUUAGAUGCUACUCAGGUUGAACCUGCUGAAGUAACUCCCUUUACGACGCAGAGCGUUUUGGCCAGUUCUUCUGCGGCUACGGCUAGUUCUCGUAAGCCUACUCGACCAGAAUUAUUCCGAAUUCCAUCUACCAAUCCACCUCCAUUUGAAGGCGACAUUUGUCCUCCACCUUGCGAAACUCCUCCACCUAAUUACGACGAGCUAUUUGAUGCCCUCAAUUCUAUAAAUAUCCAAGGUUGUGAAACAGAUCUUGCUAAUGAUGACACAAUACUGAAUAGCCGUUCUAGAAGAGGUCAAGUCGUGGGCAGUAAUAGUACUAGGACACCUCGCAGACAUUUAUCUCGUACUGCUAGCCGCAGUUUUGAUUUACAACGGUAAAUACGGCUAUGGAGUGAUGAACAGCAAAAUGUAAUACUUAUGAUAUUAAAGUUUGGGUUCCCUUUUUGGUUGACUAUGAAUAAUGAAUUGUGACAAGUUUGGAUAUACCAGCUGGGCUGGGUUUAUGCUACCAAAUUGGAUAAUGCUUAGUCGGGUACAUUCUCAUCCAUCUGCGUUUUACGACCGUAUAUUGAGCUAGUGUUUUUCUUAUUUCCCUAGAACAUAUAAUCGGUUUACAAGAAAAAGUAAACAAAAACAAAAAAGACCGCAGGAAUGUGGCGCUUCAAAAAGCACUCUUGUGAAAUACUAUUUUGUUUUGUUCAUGAUAAAACUCUUUUGUAAAUCAUGAGUGCUGCGGAUAUAUAUGUAGUUGUUUUUUUUUCAGAAAGGUUGAAAAUAAUCGACUUUAAUUUUUGUGAUAAUCAUUAGGCAGCAUUGG